UAUUAGGAUUUGGUGACCAAUUGUGUCGAAUGCUGCUAUAAGGUCUAAUAAAAGUAAUAUUGAAAUGAGGUCUUUGUCUGAGACGGUGAAGUGGUCAUUCGUAAUUUUCACGAGUGCUGGUUUUGUACUGUGGUGCAUCCUAAAUCCUCACCGAAAGACCUCUGGUAGGUGUUUUUUUUUAAGUACAUGGUGUAACUGAUUGGAACUUACUUUCUCUAGGACCUUGGAGAAAAAUGGAAGGUUAGAUAUUGUUCUGUAGUUAGCUAAGACGUGGAUCAAGGUUAGGUUUUUUAAAAAGUGGUUUGAUUACAGCCACUUUGGAUAUUUGUGGUACGUAGCCUGUCACUAGCGGCAUAUUGAUUAUCUAAGAGCUGUGUUGACUAGUGGAAUAGUAUCUUUGAACAAGUGAGUAGGGAUGGUAUCUAACUUGAAAGUUGAGGAGUUUGAGGAGGAAAUUGUAGAGGCUAGCUCAGAAGAGUUGAUGGAGAUAAAAGUGUUGAAGUGUGUGUCAGUCAUUGGCAUUUCCUCCAUGGUCACCGUGUUGGAGGGAGUACAGCAUCGGUUGAUGGGGCGAGGUAGCGUUUCAACAAACGAGUAUGGGAAUUGUACCAUGGGGCAGAUUUCUUUGGUUUCCUCUUUUUUAUAUAUAUAUUUUUUAGUUUUAACAGGGCGACAGUUGAUUUUCUUGUAGUAGGGAGUUGUGGUGUAUACAAGCUCAUCAAUGUCUGUUUACUCGUAUUAGUAUUUAUGAGAUUAAUGAAGGCCAGUGAGUUGAGGAGGCUUCAACGGGCCACGGAUGACCUCGGUAACGAAGAUGGCAUCUACAUUCGAUACCGCACUGAUGGUAGCCUGUUCAACUUACGACGCCUACAGGCCCACACCAAGACCCUAGAGCAACUAAUUUGGUCAGUCUGAAAAGGACAGAGGUUCUCCAUCAGCCCGUCCCCCAGGAAGUGUAAUGUCCACCCCACAUUACAGUUGGUGAGACAAAACUGAAGGCAGUCCAACAGUUCACUACCUGGGAUGCAUCAUCUCCUCUGAUGCAAGAAUCGACAAAGAGGUGGACAACAGACUGGCAAAGGCAAGCAGUGCUUUCGGCAGACUCCAUAGUCGUGUCUGGAACAACAAACACCUGAAGAAAGCCACAAAGAUCAGCGUGUAAAGAGCCUUGGUACUAACCACCCUCCUUUACGGCUCCGAGCCAUGGGUCACUUACAGACACCACCUACGACUCCUGGAACGUUUCUACCAACGGUGUCUCCGUUGUAUCCUCAGCAUUCACUGGAGUGACUACAUCACAAACACUGAAGUACUUCAACUAGCGGGGAUCACCAGUAUCAAGGCCAUUCUUAUGGAAACACAGCAACGCUGGGCAGUGCACGUCUCCAGAUUGGAGGAUCACCGCUUACCCAAGAUCGUCUUCUAUGGUGAACUCUCCACUGGGCACCAUGACAGAGGAGGACCAAAGAAGAGAUUGACAACAAGCUCUGCCACUGAGCCACACACACGCACAUACACACAACCAUGAGUAUUGAGAUACCGGUGGGAUUGACAGAACUGCUGCAAGGCUACACUGUGGAGGUGCUGCGACAACGGCCGUCGGACCUGGUGGAUUUUGCCAUACAAUACUUUACCCGCUUGCGGGACACUAGGAGUCAAGAUGGGGCCAGUGAAGGCGGCAAGACGGGGAAAGGGGUGAUGUUUGAUGGGGAGCCGAUGCAGACGGAGUCCAAUGGAGAAGAUGAUGAAGAUGACGACUCUGACUUUGAGCCUCCACCGCCAAGCAGAUUCAACAGAAGAGUGUCAGUGUGUGCGGAGGCGUUCAACCCAGAUGAGGAUGAUGAGGACACAGAACCCAGAGUGGUUCACCCAAAAACAGAUGAACAGCGCUGUAGACUUCAGGAGGCUUGUCGGGACAUCCUGCUCUUCAAAACACUGGACCAGGAGCAGUUCUCUGAGGUGCUGGACGCAAUGUUUGAAUUACUGGUGCAGCCCCAAGAGCACGUGAUUGACCAGGGAGACGAUGGGGACAACUUCUAUGUCAUUGAGCGAGGCAUCUAUGACAUCGUGGUGUCAGGAACAUGUGUGGGUCAGUAUGACAAUAAGGGCAGCUUCGGAGAGCUGGCACUCAUGUACAACACACCUCGUGCUGCUACUAUCAUUGCCACCCAGGAGGGAGCUCUGUGGGGGCUGGAUCGUGCCACAUUCCGUAGACUCAUUGUGAAGAACAAUGCCAAGAAGAGGAGGAUGUACGAGUCCUUCAUUGAGUCUGUGCCCUUACUCAAAUCCCUGGAGGCAACAGAGAGGAUGAAAAUAGUGGAUGUAUUAGGGGCAAAGCAGUUCUCAGAUGGUGAACGCAUCAUCACACAGGGAGACAGUGCUGACUGCUUCUACAUCGUUGAAUCCGGAGAGGUGAAGAUCAUGAUGAAGAGUAAAACAAAGGCGGACCAUGCAGACAAUGCGGAGGUGGAGAUAGCACGCUGUAGCAGGGGUCAGUACUUCGGGGAGCUGGCCUUGGUCACUAACAAGCCUCGGGCCGCUUCAGCCUACGCAGUGGGCAAUGUGAAAUGUUUGGUAAUAGACGUGCAAGCGUUUGAGCGCCUCCUGGGCUCCUGUAAAGAGAUCAUGAAGAGGAACAUCGCCCACUAUGAAGAGCAGCUGGUGGCCCUGUUCGGCUCGAGCAUGGACCUGAGAGACUGAGCCUCCAACUCCACCUUCUGUGCCUUCAAUUACACACACACACACACACACACACACACACACACACACGACAUACAGGGGCAACUCAUCAUAAGCUUUAUGCAGAUCGUCCAAACAUCAUGAGAAAUUAUGUUUGUUCCACAUUUAAUUAUUUUCUUCUGCAUAUACACAGACAUGCCCACUUCAUGCACACACACACACACACUGUCAGCUUUAGGCCGUAAACCUUGUUUUUCCAUGCCAUCCUCAAGCUUUCAGUAUAAACUGCAUUGACAUGUAUACAAAUAUGCACACACACACACACACACACACACACACACACACACACACACACACACACACUCACUCACACUCCUAUAAUGGUGUUCUAUAAACA
Dunckerocampus dactyliophorus (ringed pipefish) is the source of this 3076-nucleotide messenger RNA. RefSeq names its product protein kinase, cAMP-dependent, regulatory, type II, alpha A (gene prkar2aa). Gene Ontology annotation, molecular function: cAMP-dependent protein kinase regulator activity. Lineage: Eukaryota; Metazoa; Chordata; Actinopteri; Syngnathiformes; Syngnathidae. The transcript has 11 exons. The record is from RefSeq and is a predicted model, not a curated record. The coding region runs from base 1525 to 2700 and encodes 391 amino acids. Gene Ontology annotation, cellular component: cAMP-dependent protein kinase complex. Gene Ontology annotation, biological process: regulation of protein phosphorylation.